Molecule: messenger RNA, 2738 nt
Organism: Conger conger (European conger)
Lineage: Eukaryota; Metazoa; Chordata; Actinopteri; Anguilliformes; Congridae
Product: ras-related C3 botulinum toxin substrate 3
Exons: 6
Coding region: 150-728 (192 amino acids)
Biological process (GO): establishment or maintenance of cell polarity; cortical cytoskeleton organization; regulation of cell shape
Cellular component (GO): cytoskeleton; cytoplasmic vesicle; cell cortex
Molecular function (GO): GTPase activity; protein kinase binding; GTP binding
Source: RefSeq, a predicted model, not a curated record
CUGUAACAGUCGAGAUCUCUGCUGCAGCUUGCACUGGGAACGAACCAGUCCGUUAUUAUUUUACAUAUCUCAAAUCACAAGGUCCAAAGAAGGGAAGAAUUUAAACAUUUCUUGGAACCUUCUGUGUGAUACAACGUUUUCUUCUGCAAAUGCAGGCCAUUAAAUGCGUGGUUGUCGGCGACGGUGCCGUUGGUAAGACCUGUUUGCUCAUCAGCUACACCACCAAUGCCUUCCCUGGAGAGUAUAUCCCCACAGUGUUUGAUAACUACUCUGCCAAUGUGAUGGUGGAUGGCAAACCUGUGAACCUGGGCCUAUGGGAUACAGCUGGACAGGAGGACUACGACCGCCUCAGACCUCUCUCCUAUCCUCAGACGGAUGUGUUCUUGAUAUGUUUCUCCCUGGUGAGCCCUGCGUCUUUUGAGAAUGUGAGAGCAAAGUGGUACCCGGAGGUCCGGCACCACUGCCCCAACACCCCCAUCAUCCUGGUGGGCACCAAGCUGGACCUGCGAGACGACAAGGACACCAUCGAGCGUCUCCGGGACAAGAAGCUGGCUCCUAUCACGUACCCCCAGGGCCUGGCGAUGGCGCGGGAGAUAGGCGCAGUGAAAUACCUUGAGUGCUCUGCUCUGACCCAGCGUGGUCUGAAGACGGUGUUCGACGAGGCCAUCCGUGCCGUCCUGUGUCCUCCUCCUGUGAAAAAGCGUGGCAAGAAGUGCACUGUUUUCUGAGGGGCCAGCACAGAGAGCAGAACCAACAUGAUAGCACAGGGGUGGGGUCGCUUCCUCAACAACACAAUAGUAAUUGUCAAGUUUUCUGAGAGAAAAUGUAAUCAAACUUAACCGGGGUGCUCUUGAGGCCCAGGCAUUACGGAGGUGUGUUCAGUGUAAGAGUGGGUGGGAGCAAAAGGGAUUAGGUGUUAAUCUGGUCUCCGUGUUUUAAAUGGCAUCAAAGGAUCCCGUCCGAAUUUGCCUUAACCAAUUGGACAACCAACAUUUAAAAGGCAUCGUUACAGGAGAGGGUGUGAUGGCGAAAACUGGAAAUGUAAUCCAUUCAAAACAAGCAAAGUAUAAAUAGCCGUUUUGUAUCUUGGUAGAUGCAUUUCUUUUCUUCUUAAAUGCUCAGAACAGAAAAUGCACUAUAAAAUGAAACAAAUGUAAUGUACAAAGCCCACUACUUCCACCCACCUCCCCUUUGAUUUGAAAAUGUGCAUUUUUCAAAAUGUUGAGUUUGGUGGCAGUGUUGCAGUGUGGUCGUUGGCUGUUUUGCAGGUGUUAAUUAUUUCUUCAGAUUUGUGGGUUUGAAAGAUGUGUAGUCUUUUUCCUGAAAGUCCUGUUAGCCAGCACUGGAGGAAGCUCAGCAGAGUAAGCAAAUGUCAGUCCACUGAUAAAUUGCUAUAAUUACUUGAUUUAAUGUUGUUUUUUUCCAAGCUUUUAUUCAAUUUUUACUGAAGGAGUAAAUUAUUGAUAUUUCUUAAAUGGUGCCUAUGUCAAAGAAAUAUCACAAUAGUAUACACAGGCAACCAAUCCUACAGUCCACCCUUGCAAUAUGGAAAGAAAACUGAGGAACAAAAUGUUAGUAAACUUUAAGGCUUGCUUCUUUGUCUCUUUACAAAGUGUCUUCUUCUGCUUUAUCUUUCUGUCAAUUUCUAAUGCCCAUGCGAUAAAUCAAAUUCAUUCUUGCAUAAAGUGACACACUUCAAUUCUUUCUUAACAAGAAUCCACAAACCCCCUUGAAUUAAAGGAAAUGACAACUUCAGAGGAAGAAAUAGGAAGAAAUAACUUCAAAACCACAGAACACUUCUAUCUAGAAGCCUCUUUGAACUCACUGACUGCACGCAUUGGUGUCCAGUCUCAAGUUCUCCAUUUUCAACUAUCUUUUUUGGUUUAGAUUCUAUGUAUGCAUGUUGUGUGGGUGUAUGCGCGUGGGGGUAUAGUUUGUGCGGGUGGGGCUAUUAGAUUUUUCAGUAUUAUGCAUUAUUUUACCUGUAUUCUUUUAUUAUUAUUAAUUCACUUGAUUUUUGCAAAUAAUUCUUGAAAAUGGUUUAGAAAAAAAACUUUUUCAAAACGUCAAUACUUUACUGGUCCCGUUUACUUGCUGCCAAAAUAAACUCCUACAUUAUUAAGUAGUGUAAGAAUUAUUUAACGUUUUAGAAGACGUAUACAUUAAUAAAUAAAACUAUUUGUAUGUAUCUAAAGAUGUACCUUUUUUCUUAUAUUUUGAAGAAAAAAAAAAGACUCUGGAUUGAGAAUGCUCAAGUCUUGUUUGCUUUGCUGUCUGUGAAGUUUAAAAUUCAGCAAUGCGCAGUAUUUCAAUACACACCUGAAUUGCUGUAUCACGUUUCCUGGUAGAUUCAGACGUGCAAUGAAACAAUUUGUCUCCCUCUGCCUGUGAGCUCUGGGAUUGCAUUUUUCAUGGUAACAUUGGACUGUAAGCUCUGUUGGCAUGGCAACAGCAUCCAGGUGGUGCAAGGUGUGUCUGAGCAUGCUCAGGGAGAAGUCUGAGAUAUCUGUAAAAGCUUCAAAAACUGCAUGGAAACUACUUGGAACUUGUGGAUAGAGCUUAUUGUUCGUCUGAAAUCAACCAUAUCCGGGCUGAUAUUGUUGAGAUGCAUUACUUAUUGAAGAUGCGUUCUAUGUUUGUCCGAUUGUAUGUCUGUCCAUAUUUUGUAUUACUUCUCAUGUCAAAGAGUAUUGUGAGAAAUUUCAAUUUUGUAUAAUAAAUAUGAACUUAUAACUAAA